AUGGUUAAGAUUCCUGUCUUCGAAGUUGAGCAAUGGAUGGACGAGUAUGAGUUGACGCCAGGGGUGUUAAACAUCGCCGAGACGUGCGCAUGCUCCGUCUCAAUCUCCGAGCUCAGCGAACUCAGCAGCAGCAGCGCAGGCGACUCCUCACAGCCGGCAUCGUCCAUCAUCGACUUCUCGCGGCCAAUGACGUACGGUGCGAUCCUCGGAUCCGACGAACUACGACGGAACAUCGCAGGCUUGUACUCCGAGGAAGGCAUCGAUAACGCGUCAGUAGCACCAGAGGACGUGAUCGUGACGCAGGGCGCCAUCGCAGCGAAUCACCUCGUAUUCUAUUCCCUCGUCGGGCCCGGUGACCACGCGGUGUGCGUGUAUCCAACGUACCAGCAAUUGUACACCAUUCCCGAGACGCUGGGCGCCGAGGUCUCGUUGUGGAAGUUGAAGGCCGAAGAUGGAUACGUCCCUGACGUGAGCGAGCUUGAGAAGCUCCUUAAGAGUAAUACAAAGAUGAUCGUGAUCAAUAACCCAAACAACCCAACCGGCGCAACGAUUCCCGCAGACAUUCUCACUAAAAUCAUCAAAAUAGCCCGCGAGCGCAACAUCAUCGUAUUCUCAGACGAAGUCUACCGCCCGCUCUUCCACGGGUCGCCUGGCCCCCCCUCAGCGCUGUCCCUCGGGUAUGAAAAAGUGGUCGUAACCUCUUCAAUGUCUAAGGCAUGGGCACUAGCCGGCAUCCGCGUGGGCUGGGCGACCUCGCUCGACAAGGACAUCAUCAAGCGCAUCGCCAUCGCCCGCGACUACACCGCGAUCAGCGUAUCGCAGCUCGACGACCAGGUAGCGCGGUUCGCGCUAAGCGAUGCCGUGCGCCCGGCGCUUCUGAAGCGGAACAUGGAGCUCGCGCAGACGAAUCUCGCGCUUCUCGAUACAUUCGUACAGGAUCACGCCGAUGUGUGCUCAUGGGUCAAACCCACGGCCGGCACGACGGCACUGGUUAGAUUUGCGCGCGGGGACGGACAGCCCGUUGACGACGUGGCGUUCUGCAAGGAUGUCUUGGAUAAGACGAAGGUCAUGUUCGUGCCGGCCGGGCUGUGUUUCGGUCACGAACGGGAUUUCCGGGGGUAUGUGCGCAUUGGGUACGUCAGCGACACGGAAGUGCUCCGGCAGGCGCUGAAGAAUUUGAGUGCUUACGUAGCGGAAAAUCUGAAAUAG
Messenger RNA from Xylaria bambusicola, 1209 nucleotides. Its product is annotated as PLP-dependent transferase. NCBI's taxonomy places the organism in Eukaryota, Fungi, Ascomycota, Sordariomycetes, Xylariales, Xylariaceae. The transcript is spliced from 2 exons. The record is from RefSeq and is a predicted model, not a curated record. Gene Ontology annotation, molecular function: pyridoxal phosphate binding; catalytic activity. Bases 1 to 1209 code for a protein of 402 amino acids. Gene Ontology annotation, biological process: biosynthetic process.